Molecule: messenger RNA, 1386 nt
Organism: Melampsora larici-populina 98AG31
Lineage: Eukaryota; Fungi; Basidiomycota; Pucciniomycetes; Pucciniales; Melampsoraceae
Exons: 4
Coding region: 1-1386 (461 amino acids)
Source: RefSeq, a predicted model, not a curated record
AUGGUAUUACCAGGAGAGGAGUUCCCCCCCGAACCAAAGCGGGCAAGAAGCGCAGCGAUUCCGAUGUCAGCAAUUGGUCGGAGACUUGCUGAACUAGAGGGUCGUGAGCAAGAAGCAGGUAAUCGAGUGGAUGCUCAGAGGAAUCAGCCACAAGCCCCCGACAUUCAACCUAUCAACCCAGCAGACCACCUUGAUCAGGAGGAGGAUCAACUUUACCGCGCUUUUAUUCCAGCUGGUGGCCUGGAUGAUCCUCCCAGAAACGAAGUCCAACUUUCACCCGUUAUCAAUCGAGCCGACUAUUAUCGUGAUGUAACUUACCAAGAGAGAAUUCUUCAGGAAGAAGCCAACUGGAGAAAGAUCAUACCAGCAAUGUUUAUCGCCUUCAUGCCGUGUAGCCGAGCAACUUUUCAGUGGGUAGACCCAAAUAAAUGGGAUCAUGACAUGAAUGAACCAUGUAAUUGUGCACUUUGGAAGCGGUCAACAGUCACCAUUGAUACAAUUGACUGGUGUGUCUCACACCGACGAUCCCUUUGUUUCAAAGUUAAAUCGCUGCUAACGCGCGAGCGUGCAGCCCACAAGCAGUAUUUGGAUAGCAGGUUGAAGUUGGAUAUUCUCAAACGUGAACCUACUUACAACGAAGAUUAUUUCAUCCAACAAUGGUCUCGGCAGCGGGAAUGUCAACUGAACGCAUUGGUGCAUGAAAACACUGAGACUCUGAGCAAGAAACUAGCAAAGCUUGUGGGUUUGGAACAAAGCCUGCAGACCUCAGAGUUGAGUAACUUAUCUUUGCUUGACUACGAAUUUGAGUUGCUACGAGCAAAGCGUCGACGGGAUCGAACCCGUGCAGAGCAGCUCGAAUUUGCUGCCCUACCUGAGUCUAUUGCUGUGCUGAAAGCCAAGAUUGAGGAGGUGGUGGACCAACUCGGAGGUGACAAAUAUAGAGAUACUCCGGGGGCUUCGAAUGACAACGUUGAGAACAUUACAAACGCCUGGAUGAUGCAGAUCGUAGGUUCAGUAAAGCCGAGGAUGUCAGAUCGCUUGGUUGAGAGCAAGGAAGUUUUGAACUCACUUCUUAGUCGCUUUACACACAGUCAUAGCCGAUUAUGUAUCACAUGGAAUAUUGAUAUGUUGAAGAUCUUGAACAAGACAGUUGAGGAUAGUGAUUUAAGCCAAGACAGCGAAGUCAGUCUUGAACUUGAGUGGAGGAAUUUGGCGGUAAGAUCAAGACUGGCCUUUCAAAGGGUGGUGGAAGCUCCAAUUGUCAAGGCAGAGCCGCUUGAUCAGGAUGAAGCUGCCGAGUUUGAGAUGGAGGACAAUGAGGACGAGUUGUUGUUGUUGAAUGAUGAGGGCAAUGGGGAUGAGGUAGACGAGGAGGAAGUCGAUUGA